Annulohypoxylon truncatum is the source of this 1793-nucleotide messenger RNA. RefSeq lists its product as uncharacterized. Gene Ontology annotation, molecular function: serine-type exopeptidase activity; dipeptidyl-peptidase activity. Bases 1 to 1542 code for a protein of 513 amino acids. The transcript is spliced from 4 exons. Gene Ontology annotation, biological process: proteolysis. The record is from RefSeq and is a predicted model, not a curated record. Lineage: Eukaryota; Fungi; Ascomycota; Sordariomycetes; Xylariales; Hypoxylaceae.
AUGACGCUCAAAAGCAUCUGCUUUCUUGCGACUGUAGCCGUGGCACGCCAUGCGCCAGCAACAGUCCAUUCAAAUACCAGCGGCAUAGCCACGCAAGAUUUUCUUCAGAAGAUCAACCACACGAUCGACGCAGGUCCGGCGACCUUCAAACAGCGGUACCAACUCAACACUCAGUACUUCGAGCCCGGCGGCCCCAUUCUCUUCAUCCAGAGCGCCGAGGCCGGAAUGCCGGCGAUCAAUGCUAGCGACUUUAUGGAUUACGCGCCGAAACUAGGGGCCCUCGUCGCGAUUCUCGAGCACCGCUUUUUUGGCGAGUUGCAUACCGGUAGUUAUCCGCCCGGAUACGAUCCGAUGAAUAUCUCAAAUGAAUCGUUCAACUCAUUAACGUUGGAUAACGUGCUUCAAGAUGGGAUUAGCUUUGUCAACUGGAUUAAGGGGACGGUUCUAGGAGCCAAGCACAGCAAGGUAAUCUACGGCGGCUCUUCGUAUGGUGGAUUUCUCGCUGUUUUAGCACGGAUACGUCAUCCGGAAACGUUCUAUGGCGCCAUCGCUUCUUCGCCCGCAUUAACUUCGUUCGGCCCGCUUACCUCGAACCGAUAUAAGUUCGACUCUGCGAAAUGGGCAAGCGACGUAUAUGGUGGCGCAUCGAAAGCCGCGUCGGCAAAAAUUCAAACAUCAAUGUUAAUAUUUAAGAAGUGCCUUUCAGGUAAUACUUGCGAUACGGCCCUUUUCGGCCUCAACGUAUGUAAAAAUUCAACAGUACUGGGUUAUGAAAGGCUGUACAGGGCGGCACUUCAGACAUACUUAGGAAUUUCUAAAUUCAAUUACCCCUGGAUCGACAAGUAUCCAACUGCAGAUCCGUUGGACAACCUCAUCGGCAAGACCCUCGAUGCGAAGACGGUAGGCGAAGUGAUACGGAUCCCGCUUCUUGCAGCUUCAUGGGCCAACGAGUCGUCCUGUAUUGACGCAUUCAACGCCAACAUUUCCAGAGCCAGCUCGGGGGACAUAGCAAGUAAUCAACCGGCCUUUGGAUACAUCACCUGUGGAUUUUAUCCUAUAAACGAUCGCUCAAUCCCCUCGAGCAACGUCUUUCCGGAAACGUUUGCUCGGGGAAACGUGGACGUCUGCAGCAACGCCGACUGGAAAUCCGCCGAUUACGGAAGGGAUAACGAAUACUUCCUGCAGAAAUACGCCAUGACAAAUGAUUUACUCGACUCGACAGAGAGGCUUCUCAUCGUACAGGGCGGUUACGAUCGUACUGCGGCCAUAGGAUCGCCCAUCUUGACUGUUACAAACUUGCUGAAUCACUCGAGGGUAAUACUGGUGAACGACAUUGCGCAUGCGGAAGACGCGGUGUCUGAAUCGAUUGAGCCUAGGGGGUUGAAGCCGCAGAUGGAUCAGAUCCGGGACGCCAAGUUAGCGCACCUCAAGGAGUGGCUUGGCCAAGGGAAUCAAACGAAGGACUCCGAGAAUUCGGCGCCGGUGUGCUGUUCGAUAUCCUUUUUCGGUUCUGUCGCAUUGAUCGUUUUGGGUUUACUUUGAUUUUCAAGUACGACGGAGGUCCGAAUCUUUGGAUUAUAUAAGAAAAGGGGGCUGGUGAACCGGUGUUUUCCGAAUCACGUGAUACGCGUCAUGGGUGUCCCGCAAGGGACUCGCAUAAUGAACCGUGAGAUCAUCACGAACUUGAUAAUUUCGAGAGUAAACACGGACUUAUCUCACUAGUAUCAAUAUCGAUUUAUCUAGAUUGUGAGCAAUAAUAAUUAAUCGAACCGAUGAAUGUCAUUGUUCCUCAU